AGGCUUCACACUAGGUUGCUCUAGAUGAAGAAAUAACAUCUUUUGUAACAUGCCAUUACUUUCCUUUCAGUUGGAUGAGUCCGAUAUACUUUACGAAGAGGAGAUUAUAAAAAACAAAUACAGCCCAAAAGUUUGGUUAAGGUAUUUGGAUUAUAAAAAAGACUCUCCGCAAUCUGUUAGAAACUUGAUUUAUGAAAGAGCUUUAAAGGAAAUACCCGGAUCUUACAAAGUUUGGUAUGCUUAUUUAAGGGAGAGGAGGGGGCUUGUUCGCUAUAAAUCACCCCUCGAUCCCACCCUUGAAGAUCUAAAUAACGCCUAUGAACGAUGUUUAGUGUUUCUUCACAAGAUGCCGAGGCUCUGGACCGAAUACUUAACCUUCAUGUCUGCACAGCACAAGAUCACGAAAACUCGGCGCCUCUUCGAUAGAUGCCUCCGUGCUCUUCCUAUUACUCAGCACCAUCGCAUCUGGCCUCUUUAUUUAAAGUUUGUAAGGCAGUACAACAUUCCUGAAACUACUGUUCGUAUAUGCAGACGCUACCUUCAGUUGGAGCCGUACGACGUAGAAGACUACAUUGACUACUUGAAGUCGGUCGGAAAGUUUGACGAGGCCGCUACCAGGCUGGCCACCGUUGUGAACGACGACCAUUUUGCUUCAAAGAGAGGGAAGACACCUCACCAGUUUUGGACGGAGUUGUGCGAGCUUCUCUCUACCAAUGCAGCCCAUAUCACCUCCCUUAAGGCAGAGCCCAUCAUCCGCUCCGGUCUUGUGCGUUUUACGGAUAUGGUUGGGCAUCUCUGGGUGGCUCUUGCCGAGCACUUUACUCGCUUGAAGUUAUUUGAAAAGGCUCGUGACAUCUAUGAGGAGGCGCUGUCAUCCGUGAUGACCGUGCGUGACUUUACUUUGGUUUUUGAUGCUUAUUCGCAGUUUGAAGAGUUACUACUUCGGUCACUUUUUGAAAACUUGGGCCUAAACGAACAAGAACCUGUUGAUGACGUGGACUUGGAUUUAAAAGUUGCCCGUUUUGAAAAUCUCAUGGAUCGAAGGCCCAUAUUGCUAAGCUCAGUGCUGUUACGCCAAAACCCUCAUAACGUUAACGAAUGGCUUAAGCGGGCCCUUUUAUUUUCCAGCAAUCCUCUUAAAGUCAUCGAGACAUACACUAAAGCAGUGCACACUGUCGACCCUCAUAAGGCCACGGGCAAGCUGUGUGAGUUGUGGAUCUCCUUCGCUGAGUUUUACGAAGAGCACGACCAAUUGCAUGAGGCUCGAGCAGUGUUUGACAAGGCGGUAACGCGUGCCUUUAAAAAAUAUGAUGAACUAGCGACCGUCUGGUGCGAGUACGUCGAGAUGGAGCUGAGAAACAAGGAGUUUAGGAGAGCCGUGAGCCUUAUCAAGCAGGCUACAAACCAGCAUGUGCGUCUGACACCGGGCGAUCCUGCCAAUUACGUACGCAGCCGUUUAUAUCGUUCUCUGAAAAUAUGGCAGCUCUACUUGGACUUGGAAGAAUCGUUCGGGACCUUUGAGUCGGUAAAGUCUCUCUAUUCCCGUGUGCUGAGCUUGAAGGUGGCCACACCGAUUGUUGUUAUAAACUUUGCCAAGUUUCUACAGGAUCACAACUGUUACGAAGAAUCGUUUAAAGUUUAUGAAAGAGGCGUCAGCUUGUUCAAGUGGCCACAAGUCUACGACUUAUACCUAUAUUACAUCCAGGACUUCCUGCAGAGACAUGGUAAGGAACUUGGAGGGAGUAUGCUGGAGAGAGCACGCGAUAUCUUUGAGCAGGCGCUUGAGGCGUGCCCCAGUGACUACGCAAAAACGCUGUUUCUGAUGUACGCCCAAAUGGAAGAGGACCACGGACUGGCCCGAAGAGCGAUGAAUAUUUACGAGCGAGCUGUCGCAAAAUCUUGCGAUACGGACAAGCUCGAGCUCUUCCGCGUUUACAUCAAGCGUGCUGCUUCUUUAUACGGGGUGACCAGGACCAGAGAAAUAUACGAAAAGGCAUUGGAGGAUCUGGGCGACAAGGACGCCACGACCAUGUGCCUUGAGUUUGCUGCUCUGGAAGUAAAGCUUGGCGAGGUCGAUAGGGCUCGGGCCGUCUACAGCUACGGCUCCCAGUUCAACGACCCGCGCACGAGCCUCCAGUUUUGGAAGGCGUGGAACGACUUUGAGGUGAACCACGGGAACGAAGCCACGUUUAGAGACAUGCUAAGGCUGAAAAGGAGCGUGCAGGCGUCUUACAGUACAAGAGUGAGCGUAGAACAUGCGCUGGAGAUCGCUAAAUUUUUGGCAGCCAAUAGCGAGCACUCAACAACUUUUGUCUCUGUUCCGUCGCAAGAACAAGAGAUUGCUGCCUCCCGCUCUCAGAAAAUCAUAAGCUUCGUAGCGUCAGAGUGCCAGGCCCACUCCGAAAUACAACUUUCAGAUUCGGACUCGGAAGAGGCUGAUAAAGUUGAACAAGUGGAAAUUGUGCAGAAAGACGUGCCCAAUGCCAUAUUCGGAAGCUAUACCACGUGAAAGUUAUAACUUUAUUGGUACAAUUACUUGCGUUGGGCAUCUUUUUAAAAAGUGUUUAAGUAAUA
This is a messenger RNA of Zophobas morio, 2574 nucleotides long. Its product is annotated as pre-mRNA-splicing factor syf1 homolog. The record is from RefSeq and is a predicted model, not a curated record. Gene Ontology annotation, cellular component: Prp19 complex; U2-type catalytic step 2 spliceosome; post-mRNA release spliceosomal complex. The transcript is spliced from 23 exons. NCBI's taxonomy places the organism in Eukaryota, Metazoa, Arthropoda, Insecta, Coleoptera, Tenebrionidae. Gene Ontology annotation, molecular function: protein binding. The coding region runs from base 50 to 2509 and encodes 819 amino acids. Gene Ontology annotation, biological process: mRNA splicing, via spliceosome; generation of catalytic spliceosome for first transesterification step.